Trichosporon asahii var. asahii CBS 2479 is the source of this 471-nucleotide messenger RNA. RefSeq names its product glycine dehydrogenase (decarboxylating). Bases 1 to 471 code for a protein of 156 amino acids. Gene Ontology annotation, cellular component: cytoplasm; mitochondrion; glycine cleavage complex. The transcript has 3 exons. The record is from RefSeq and is a predicted model, not a curated record. Lineage: Eukaryota; Fungi; Basidiomycota; Tremellomycetes; Trichosporonales; Trichosporonaceae. Gene Ontology annotation, biological process: glycine decarboxylation via glycine cleavage system; protein lipoylation.
AUGCUCGCCCUCCGUGCUUUCCGCCCCGCCGUCGCUGCCACCCGCAUGGCCCCGCGCAUGGCCCCCGUCGCCCGCCCCCUCGGCCUCCGCUUCCACUCUGUCCGCUACACUGAGGACCACGAGUGGGUCUCGUACGACACCGACUCCAAGGUCGCGACCGUCGGCAUCACCGACUACGCCCAGAAGGCCCUCGGCGACGUUGUCUUCGUCGAGCUCCCCACUGAGGGCACCGAGAUCGAGACUGGCGAGGCCAUCGGCGCCGUCGAGUCGGUCAAGGCCGCGUCGGACAUCUACGCCCCGCUGUCGGGCAAGAUUGUCGAGAUCAACGAGGCGCUCGGCGACCAGCCGUCGCUCCUGAACAAGUCGCCCGAGAAGGACGGCUGGCUCGCCAAGAUCCAGACCGACGAGAACUCGCAGUUCCUCUCGCUCAUGGACGAGUCGCAGUACAAGUCGCACUGCGAGGGCCAGUAA